UCACUUUCUUAGAAAAUGAAAUACCGUUCUACUUCCGUGUGAGGGUGUUUAGUCAUUUCUCUAACUUCACGAUUAUGCCAAGACCACGCAAUCCUACUUCAAUCCUUCCUGAAAAUAUUUCACCAAUACCUUUAAGAGAUUUGUGCAAUUUGGAAAUAAGUUUUGAGCAAAUGAUUCUUGAUGGUGUCAACAGUCGAGAUUUGGAGGGAACGAUGCGAUGGCUUACAAAACACAACCUACUAGCGAACACGAGAAAUUGCGAACAGUGUCAAGAACCCAUGCGUCUUGUUGCAGAUGUCGCUAAAUAUCCAACAGACGUGAAGAAAUGGAAUUGUCGUAAGUGUAAGAAAGAAAAAUCGGUACGGGAAGGAUCUAUUUUCUCAAAAUCUAAAUUACCUCUUUACAAAGCUACUCAGCUGCUCUACUUAUGGUCAACCGACUGUCCUCGGAAAAUGCUAUUAAAUGAGAUACGAGUAUCGGAGCGUACGGUAGCGGGCUGGUUUGACUUUGUGGGUGAUAUUUGUCGUAGGUGUAUGCUUGUUCACGACAAAAAUCUCGGUGGCUUUGAUGAUGCUGGCAAUUAUUUCAGACAGACUUUCCCCACACCUCAUACAUUGGGAAAUCUUUUGUUUUGGAUUGCCACUUUCUAUUCUCUGUGAUCAUAUUCUGUGUAAAGAAACUUUUUUUUCCAAGAUUUCUUCGAUUUUGUCUAAGAAUGUUUUCUCUUAAGUUUACAAUUCAAUUUAUAAACUGGGUGAGGGAAGCAACGUAUUCAAAAUUAAGACCAUGGGAGAUGUAAAAAUCUGAUUUGGCUUUCCUGAAAUGCAUCAUUUCUACAAUUCCAAUUUUUAAUGUAUUUUCCCAAAAGUACAUUUAAGAUUCAUUUUUGCCUUGAAUAAGGAAGAUUCCAAUUUUGUAAAAGAAAAAGAAACUUAUUCCUUUUACUGUACAUAUGUAAUACUUCCUCUCGAGGAAAAUUUGUCACACAAAAUAUGUUUAGGUACAAGAAGGGAAUACGACUGUCAUAUUUAUAUAAGCAAAAGUAGUACAAAAAAUUAUAAACUAAACAAAAUUUUUGGGAAAAAAAUCAAAAUUAAAAAUUUUAAUGGAAUUUAUGAUUUACCUAGUUUAAAUAUUUUACUUAUUCGUUUCGGUAAAAUCUUUUACUAUUCCCCAUUAUUAUAAGUCCCAAUUUGAAUCACGCCGCUUUCCUCCCUUUAAAGUGUUGUUUACAUGUGUUACAACAUUUUUCACCCUUGAAAAGAAAAAAUUAAAACAUUUGAAAUUGUACAGAAACAUUCAGAAUUUAUUAUUUUUCAAAAAACGCUAUUCCAAUGUUUUCAUCUCAAAUGAUGACAAGUACAUAAAUAUAAGGGCGAUCAGUUUUUUACGGAAAUCGACGGAAAGGUCUACUAGAGACGAAAGAUUGCCAAUAUAAGUUUUGCAUGUUUUACUAUAAAACAGAGGACAUUUCGAAUUAGUUUCAUUAUAUAUUUUCUUUCUUUAAAUACUGAAAUAUGAAGAUAUUUGUUUCUUAAUCAUAUAUCUAUUAAUAGAAGAUAUUGCGUACGAUAAGAAGAUUACUCUUGACUAAAAGCAAAUUCCAAUACAAGUGAACUAAGUAACUUUUAUAUAGUCUUGGGUUGUUGUGAAGCCCCCAGAUCAGACCUAGUCAAUCUUAUGGCAUGCAGAUAGCCGUCCGACCGACGAGGUUAUAUCCAGAAGAUGUACGUUUCUAUUUAUUCCACGUCUCUGUGAAAUUGAAGACUAUAAGGCACACUCCGACACACAUCGAUGAAAUUGCACGGUAUAAACAGUCUGGAUAUAUCUAUAUGUCUAUAAAUUCUAGGUGGCUACUUCGGAGGUGAUCGAGUCGAUCUCAGAGUGCGACAAUUACUGUUUGUUCCUCUACACAUGACCGUGUUUGAUGUCGGUGAGUCUCUUGAUGUUGAUAGCAGAAACUUAACAUGUUUCGAAGAAUAUUUCCUUGUUGCCAACUUUUGUUUCACAAAAGUCAACUGUCGGCCAAAACUUCAGAAGAAUGUAAUUUUAUUUUAAAAUGUAUUAAAUCUAAUAGGUUCUAUAACACACUUUUGACAAAACAUCCUUCCAUACAAGCCACAACUAAGAGUUUGUUGUCACCUCUUGAGUUAUCUGAAACUUCCCUUUGUAGUUUUCCUAGCAAUGCCAAUCAGAUCUACCAUUCACUCUGUACAAAGAGCACAAAUACACUGCAAACCAAAAAGAGUAGUUUUAGUCAUAUGAACGUCUCCGGUAAAAUAAACAUGGUUGAUGUUGGUGAAAAAUCAGUGACUCAUCGUAUUGCCAAAGCAACUGGGGUUAUCUAUAUUGGUGAAACAGUAUUCAAACUCCUACAAGAAAAUGAACUUAAGAAAGGGUCAGCCCUUAUUGUUGCAGAUAUAGCUGGAAUAAUGGCAGCUAAAGAAACCAGUCGUUUCAUUCCAUUAUGUCAUAGCAUUCCUGUGGCUAAAGCAGAGUUAACUUUUCAAAUGAAUGAAGCUGAAUACUGUGUGCGUGUAACAUCAGAAGUCCAUACGGUGGCUCAGACAGGAGUUGAAAUGGAAGCUUUAAUGGCAGUAUCUGUGAGUUUGCUCACCAUAUAUGACAUGUGUAAAGCAGUUAAUAAAAAUAUGGUUAUUAGUGAUAUUAAGCUUCUCUCAAAGACUGGAGGUAAAACUGACUUCAAUGCUUCAUAUGAUGAAAAAGAAAAUACAAUAUAAAUGUAUAUAAAUGUUAUAACAAUAAAAAUUUUUAAUUUUGUUUUAAA
Molecule: messenger RNA, 2788 nt
Organism: Octopus sinensis (East Asian common octopus)
Lineage: Eukaryota; Metazoa; Mollusca; Cephalopoda; Octopoda; Octopodidae
Product: cyclic pyranopterin monophosphate synthase
Exons: 2
Coding region: 1968-2741 (257 amino acids)
Biological process (GO): Mo-molybdopterin cofactor biosynthetic process
Source: RefSeq, a predicted model, not a curated record